Molecule: messenger RNA, 1587 nt
Organism: Salvia hispanica
Lineage: Eukaryota; Viridiplantae; Streptophyta; Magnoliopsida; Lamiales; Lamiaceae
Product: 7-deoxyloganetic acid glucosyl transferase-like
Molecular function (GO): quercetin 3-O-glucosyltransferase activity; quercetin 7-O-glucosyltransferase activity
Source: RefSeq, a predicted model, not a curated record
GAAUGAACUAAUGGCCGACUUUGUUGUAUUAGACAACAUUGUAAUAUAAAUCCAACACCAAAUUACAUCGUUUGCAUCUCUGUCCAAAAAUGGGCUCCGAAGGUGAAAAGAUGCCGCCUCAUGUCCUCAUCUUCCCCUAUCCGAUUCAAGGCCAUCUCAGCCCCAUGCUCAAUCUAGCUCAUCUUUUCUGCUUAUCCGAAUUCCACGUCACCUUCAUAGUUUCCGACUUCAGCAACCGCCGCCUCCUUCAGCACACCGCCGUGGCCGCCACCUUCGCCCGCUACCCCGGCUUUCAGUUCCGGACGAUCUCCGAUGGCCUCCCGGACGAUCAUCCCCGCGCCGGGGAGAGAGUCUUGGAAGUCUUCCCCUCAGUCACAAACGUGAUGGUGCCGCGCUUCAAGAAGAUGAUGGUUGAUGAGGAUUUUUUGGCGUCCGCGGCGCGUAGGCCGGUUACGUGCCUUGUCGCGGACGGGUUGCUUAGUUUCGCCGUUGAUUUUGCGGAGGAGAGUCGGAUUCCUUUGCUGUAUUUCCGCACUUCGACUCUUUCUAAUUUAUGGGCUUUUUUCCAUAUAAAUGAGCUUAUGGAAGCUAAAGAAGUUCCUGUGAAAGGAGAUAUGGAUGCGUUAGUGAAAAGCAUACCGGGAAUGGAAAGUUUCCUCCGCCGCCGCGACCUGCCGAGCUUCUUCCGCGGUGGCGGCGAAUCGAACGAUUCCUUACUAAAGUCGUUGGCCGCCGUGUCGAGGCAGCUUGUGCGCGCACAAGGUGCAAUAUUUAACACAUUUGAAGACAUCGAAGGUCAGAUCAUAUCGCAAUUGGGCAGCCACAUACCGAAAAUCUACACCAUCGGCCCGAUCCAUGAGCACCUGAAAUGCCGGCUCGUCGAGAAGGAGGCCGAGGCCGAAAUUCUCUCCGGUAACUUCUGGGCAGAAGACCGGAGCUGCAUAGACUGGCUGAACGCCCAGCCGCCCAGAUCGGUGAUCUACGUGAGCUUCGGGAGCAUAACUGUUGUCACAAGAGAGCAGUUGAUGGAGUUCUGGCAUGGUUUGGUGAAUAGUUCUCAGAGAUUCUUGUGGGUGAUGCGCCCGGAUUCCAUCACCGGAGGUGAUCAAAUCCCGGCAGAAUUGAUGGAGGGUACUAAAGAAAAGGGUUACUUGGUGAAGUGGGCCCCGCAGGAGAAGGUGCUCAACCACCCUGCGGUGGGUGGGUUUUUGACGCACAGUGGAUGGAACUCGACUCUGGAGAGCAUUGUUGCGGGUGUGCCGAUGAUUUGUUGGCCUUAUUUUGGUGAUCAAACUAUUAAUAGUAGGUUUGUGAGUGAGGUUUGGGGAAUGGGUUUGGAUAUUAAAGAUAGUUGUGAUAGAUUGGUUGUUGAGAAGGCGGUUAGGGAGGUUAUGGAAGUGAGGAAGAAUGAGUUUAUCGAAAGGGCACAAGAUUGGUCUAAACUUGCUAGAAAGGCUGUUGGUAAAGGAGGUUCAUCAUCAGUCAACUUGGAUGAUUUGGUUGAUUAUGUUAGGUCAUUGGUAAUUUGAUUGAAUGACUUAAAUAAAGUAUAAUGGGUUUUAUAAAGUUUUCUUUGGUGAUUUUGAA